UUUGACUUUAUUUUCUAGAUCCCACCAAAUCAAAGCUUGAUCUGGAAAGUAAAUUAAGGACACAAUUUCUCGAUACAGAGAAAACAUGGUGCUGAAAGUAUGUGCUGAUCGACUCUCCGCACCCUCUCGUUCUGUUCUCAUCUUCUGCAAAAAAAACGGGAUAGAUUUUGAGGAAAUUGUGGUUACUGUCUUGAAAGGCCACCAAUUCUCCCCUGAAUAUAAAGCAAUAAAUCCCAUGGGUCAAGUUCCUGCAAUAGUUGAUGGAAAAUUGAAGCUCUUUGAAAGUCAUGCGAUUCUUAUCUACUUAUCUUGUGCUAUUCCAGGAGUAGCGAGUCAUUGGUAUCCUGGUGAUCCAGCCAAAAGAGCGAAGGUCCACUCCAUUUUAGAUUGGCAUCAUUUGCAUCUUCGACGUGGUGCAGGUGGACUUGUAUUCCACAGUAUCCUAGCACCAGUAAAUGGCAUGCGUUCAUACCCUGAGAUACUCAUUCAAACUGAGGAGAUACUCUUGAGAUCUUUGUCUAAAUUAGAAAAUGUUUGGUUAAAAGAUGGAAGAUUUUUGGGUGGAAGCACUCAACCUUCAAUUGCAGAUCUCAGUUUAGCAUGUGAAGUCAUGCAACUUGAGCUUUUGAGUGAGAGGGAUUACCAUAGGAUACUAACCCCUUACAAGAAAGUGAAAAAGUGGAUAGAAGACAUAAGGAGUGCAACUGCACCUUAUUUUGAUGAAGUUCAUGAGCAUCUCUUUGAAUCUCAAAAAGGAAUUCGAGAGAAAAUGGUGACACAUUCUGGAAAAAACAAUGUGAGGUCAAAGAUGUGAGAUGACACAUAAGGGUACCUUGUUGUUUGUUGAAUGGAUAAUAUUAUUAUGCAACACUUUUUUGUAUCAGUUUGCACAGUGGCGGAGCCGGUAUUUAAGAAUAAAGGGGG
Molecule: messenger RNA, 924 nt
Organism: Lactuca virosa
Lineage: Eukaryota; Viridiplantae; Streptophyta; Magnoliopsida; Asterales; Asteraceae
Source: the annotation of a GenBank genome assembly